AUGGCGGCCAAUGCGAGACUUCUCACACGAAAUUUUCGUGUUAUCUUUGACCGUUCUCGGCAGCAUUUAUCGCAAAAGUUCAAUAUACGUCUUCUCUCUGAUAAAAUCAUAGAUGUGAUGAGUAGUGAACCACCUAUACCUGAAUACAAGACGCCUCAAAAUGAACCACCUAAGCUCAAACGAGCAAGGCUCCUUUAUCAGAGUAGGUAAGACGGGUACGCUUUACUAUUGUGAUUUGUUGUCAUAUGUGGGAGUCAUCAGACGUCACUGAAACUGUUGAACUUUAUUUCUGGAACCCUAGGAAGCGAGGAAUGCUGGAAAAUGGGUUGCUGUUGAGGUAGGUAUAAAAUGAUUUAAUUCUGAUUUGAUUACAUAACAUCAAGUCUUAUAUACAAAACCAGUACAGUACAGUAAACCCGCUUUAGUAAUACGGACACCUCAUUAUUUUAUAUUUUGGGGAAAGAAAGCCCGUACAUUUUUUCUAAAUUUAACCCGCUUGAUAUGGACACCGCGGUAAUACAGACACUUCCUAUGUCCCCCUCAGUGUCCGUAAUAAAGUUUGACUGUACCACAUUCACGAAUGUCAGCUGGUAUAAAUGGCUCUCUUUAGCUCUGUAGUGCAUGUUGAAACACUCCAAGAUUUACUUGGAGAAGCAUUAGUUCUGUGGGAUUCUGUUCAGUGACCCUCCUUGUUAAAUUAGCAAUUAGAGACUUUUAAACAAUAGAUGAAAACGUUUGCUGCAUUUGCACAGCCUGAUACCAGCUCAAGAGGGUGUUGGGAGUAGUCGAGAAUUCCUCCAACCCUUUGAGUGUGUAUAUCAGGCUAUGCAGACAGCAGAAAAUUUUCUAAUGGUUUUAGUAACAUAACUUUCCAGAGAAAAAACAUGCCAGCAGUGCAUUCAAAUGGGUAAUUUAUAAAUGAGGUAAAAUAAAUACAGCCAAUUGUCAACAUUAUCACUAUAACUGUCUGUGACGAGUGCCAAAGUGUGGAGGUGUGUGUAUUCUGAUUAGCAUUGUGUACGUACAUUCCGGCACACAAGGUUCAAUGUGAAUAUUUUGAGAAAUAACCAGGCAACUAUAUAAGUUACUUGGCAAUUAUUAGUGUCUCUAUUUCCCUCUUGUAAUUGCGUGUUGCAUUCUCUCACAAGUGUCUCACCAAUCAAAUCACUUUAAUUUACAGUACAUUUGCUGAUAAGCACUUGGACAAUUUAAGUGAUACCUUGUUGGAUCAAUAUGACCAGGUGAUUAAUAUGCCAAGCAAUGACUGGGAGAUAUAUUACUGGAUGACAGAAAAGAAACCUACUCCUAAAGAGUAUGACAACCAGAUAAUGGACAUGCUCAAGAAACAUGCGAAAAAUGAAGACAUGGAAGAACGUAUAAGACAACCUGACCUACGGCAUACGUGA
Porites lobata is the source of this 1406-nucleotide messenger RNA. The record is from the annotation of a GenBank genome assembly. Lineage: Eukaryota; Metazoa; Cnidaria; Anthozoa; Scleractinia; Poritidae.